Molecule: messenger RNA, 738 nt
Organism: Kuraishia capsulata CBS 1993
Lineage: Eukaryota; Fungi; Ascomycota; Pichiomycetes; Pichiales; Pichiaceae
Exons: 1
Coding region: 1-738 (245 amino acids)
Biological process (GO): mRNA splice site recognition
Cellular component (GO): U2-type prespliceosome; U1 snRNP
Molecular function (GO): mRNA binding
Source: RefSeq, a predicted model, not a curated record
AUGUCUGCUGCUGAGCAAAGGGAACUUCUGGAACAGCUUAUGGGCAAAGAUCUCCUAGUGAGAUUGCCCAAAGACUACAACAAAACCAGAGACCCUAUCGAGGUGUUGAAGGAUCCCAAAAUCUGCAAAUCGUUCUUGGUUGGAACAUGUCCGACCACAUUGUUUGUGGGAACCAAAGAAGACCUAGGAAGAUGUCCCAAGCUUCAUCUGGAAAAGCACAAAAUCCUUUACGAGAUUGAACUGCAGAAAGGAGUCGAUUUCACGGUUUUCCAGAUGGAGUAUUACAGAGACCUUGAGAGACUCGUGAACGACUGCAAUAGAAAGGUCAGAAAUGCAAAUCUGAAACUGAACCAAACCCCCGAAGAUACCUCCAGGCUCGACGACAUAAGUCAGCAACUAGACGAAGUGGACCUGAAAAUUGGUCUGAUGGUGCAGGAAAUCCAGCUUCUGAUAGAACAGGCGAAAUUCUUCAACAAGUCUAUCGAGCAGCUGAAGGAAUUGAACAGAUUAUUACAGUUGCGCAAGGAUCUGAGCUCCAGAUAUACAGUCAUACUGGAGAGUUUGGAUCAGGCAGCACAACAAAAGCUACAGGUUUGCAGUACAUGCUCCGCAUAUCUGUCGAGACUGGAUAGCGACAGAAGACUGGCAGACCAUUUUGUGGGAAAAAUCCAUUUGGGCUAUUAUCUUAUCAAAAACGAGUACAAUGAGUGGCGAAAGAAGCUUUUUGAAAAGAUAUAG